This is a messenger RNA of Helianthus annuus (common sunflower), 1167 nucleotides long. Its product is annotated as glucan endo-1,3-beta-glucosidase-like. The record is from RefSeq and is a predicted model, not a curated record. The coding region runs from base 38 to 1048 and encodes 336 amino acids. Gene Ontology annotation, biological process: carbohydrate metabolic process. Lineage: Eukaryota; Viridiplantae; Streptophyta; Magnoliopsida; Asterales; Asteraceae. Gene Ontology annotation, cellular component: plasma membrane. The transcript is spliced from 2 exons. Gene Ontology annotation, molecular function: hydrolase activity, hydrolyzing O-glycosyl compounds.
GUUAGAUCUCAAAGAGAAAUUUCAUAAAUAUUAAGUCAUGGCAACAAAGCUUCUACUACUUGGUCUACUCAUUAAUCUUCUCAUAGUCAAAGAUGCACAAUCCGUAGGCGUGUGCUAUGGCCGAAACGGCAACGAUUUGCCCUCAGAACGCGACGUGGUAAGCCUUUACCAAAACAAUGGUAUAACCAAGAUGCGGAUCUAUGAUCCACAUCAACUUACUCUUGAAGCACUCAGAGGAACCAAUAUCGAACUCAUGAUUGGCGUCCCUAACGACGCUCUUCAAUCGCUCAACGACCCAAAUGCCGCAAACACAUGGGUUCGAGACAACGUCCAAAACUACCCUGAUGUCAACUUUAAAUACAUAGCCGUCGGAAAUGAAGUUGACCCAAAUAACGAAAACAGUCAAUACGUUGGCUUCCUACUCCCCGCUAUACAAAAUGUUUAUAAUGCGGUUAGAGCCGCGAACCUAGGUGACCAGAUUAAGGUGUCCACCGCAACCUACACCGGACUUUUAGGGUCCUCGUCUCCACCAAGCAAUGGCGCGUUUAAAGACAACGUGCAAGGGUUUAUCGAACCGAUAAUAAGAUUUCUAGCACAAAACAACUUGCCAAUGCUUGCCAAUAUCUACCCCUACUUUAGUGACCCGGGCAGGAAUCUCCCAUACGCGUUGUUCACCGCGACACAACCGGUGGUGAAUGACAACGGCCGCCAAUAUUCCAACCUUUUUGACGCCAUCUUAGACGCUCAUUACGCGGCUCAAGCGCGACAUGGAGGAGAGAAUGUGGAGAUUGUUGUGUCCGAGAGCGGGUGGGCUUCGGCCGAAGGGGGUCUGGUCGCAACCGUGGAAAAUGCUGGAACUUAUUAUAGGAAUUUGAUUUCACAUGUUAAAGGGACAAAUGGAACACCAUUGAAGCCUGGAAGAUCUAUAGAAACUUAUUUGUUUGCAAUGUUUGAUGAAAAUAAUAAAGGUGGAUCACCGGAUGAGAAACAUUUUGGGCUUUUUACCCCAAAUCAACAACCAAAGUAUGGUCAACUAAGCUUCAAUUAGCACCACUCGAUCAACAUUGAUGAACAAAUCAAGUAUAUAAAAUAAAGGGUUGCCUUGUUAUGUUAUGUAUCUUGUAUCAAUAAAAACUUCAACUUAUUUUAAUAUUAAAUGCUCUUAAA